CACCACAGGCAAACUGCUUGUUAAUCCUCGCAGGGACCAAUAAGUGUCUUUCGUCGGGCUUGUUUGUCGCUUCCGUUAGGUCGGGCUGUGAGUAUGCGGAACUCCCUGCAGACGGAUGAUGAUGAAGGGGAUGUUGUGAAGGCAGGUUGUAACUGACCGAGCCUCCCGUUCACCGAGCAGAAGAGGCGGACGCACACCUCGCAUCGUUUCCAGUGCUGCCGACCACUUGGACGGAGCAGCUAGUUGUUCGGUCGCCGUCCCUGUGCGACGUUUCCAAUGAUACACCUUAGUCUAAACGAAACGAGGCUGAAUUCGGACACACACCGCUGCCCCUCUCCCUCUGUGACCGAGGAGGGCACCCACCACCCAGGCCGUCAUCAGCAGCUGGCUUCGCAGCGAGCGUUAGCGGCUAACCGGCUAAUGUAAGCAGGUCUGACGUGGUCUUUUCUUUUGAACCAUCAAAAUGAUAACCAAGGCACUGUGUUUCAACUUCACGCUUCAACUUUCCCAGUUGUGAUGGAAAGACAGCACCACUGACUCAAGAGGGAACAUAUAUCCUGGAUGCCGUGACAUACAGGACGUGGUUAAUCCAAGAUGGAGAAAAAGAAAAUGUGCCCUCGCCUUCUCGACUACUUGGUCGUGGUUGGAGCAAGGCAACCAAGUAGUGACAGUGUGGCCCAGACACCUCAGCUCCUCCGACGCUACCCGCUGGAGGACCACCACGACUUCCCACUCCCACCAGAUGUGGUGUUUUUCUGUCAGCCAGAGGGCUGCCUGAGCAUACGCCAGCGAAGGGUUAGCCUUCGCGACGACUCCUCAUUCGUUUUCACGCUGACCGACAAGGACUCAGGAAUCACCCGCUACGGAAUCUGCGUCAACUUCUACCGCUCUUUUCAGCGCGGACACCACCGCACUCGUGGGGACAAGAGCAGUCACACGGAGACAGCAGCUCAGGCAGCGGAGACCGCCAGUGAAGGGUCUGAUGGUAGCGGUGGAGGCCCAGCCUCCACGUUACCUCCACCUAACAAUGCUGAGUCGGCGCCUCCGCCCGCCUCCGGAGAAGAGAGCGGAAAACCAGGAGCCGAGCUAAAUGCCGGCAAAUCCCCACAGCACAGACGAAGCGCUGCUAAGAUGGCAGCCAGGAACCGCAACAGCACACUGACCUCGCUGUGCAUACUCAGCCACUACCCCUUUUUCUCCACCUUCAGGGAAUGUUUAUAUAUUCUCAAGAGGCUGGUGGACUGCUGCAGUCAGAGGCUAACACAGCGUGCUGGGCUCCCUCGUGCCACCCAGAGGGACACCAUGUGGCGGGUGUUUACUGGUGCACUGGCAGUGGAAGAGAAAGGCAGCCAGCUCCUGGCCGACCUGCGGGAGAUUGAAUCCUGGGUGUACCGGUUGCUGCGUUCACCAGUGCCAGUGGCUGGUCAGAGACGCGUGGAUGUGGAAGUGUUGCCCCAUGAACUCAAACGGGCGCUCACCUUUGCCCUGCCUGACAACUCCCGCUUCUCCAUGGUCGACUUCCCCCUGCACCUGCCCCUAGAGCUUCUGGGUGUGGACGCCUGUCUUCAGGUUCUCAGCUGUGUACUGCUCGAGCACAAGGUCAUUCUUCAGUCCAGAGACUACAACGCUUUAUCUAUGAGCGUCAUGGCCUUUGUGGCCAUGAUCUACCCUCUAGAGUACAUGUUCCCUGUCAUCCCUUUGCUGCCAACAUGCAUGGCCUCGGCUGAACAGCUCCUUCUUGCCCCCACUCCCUACAUUAUAGGUGUACCAGCCAGUUUCUUUCUCUACAAAUCUGAUUUCAAAAUGCCAGACGACGUGUGGCUUGUGGACCUUGACAGCAGCAAGGUUAUAGCACCCACCAAUGCAGAGUUGCUCCCACCUCUUCCAGAGCCUGAAGCAGGCGAGCUCAAGAAACAUCUGAAACAGUGUCUGGUUAGGUUGACCGUGAUCACCCAAAAGCAGAUCUUCUCCUCUGAAAAUAAGGCCUUGGCCAGUAUGAGUUUGAACACCCAGCCCAUUCUGAACCUGGAGAAGUUCCAGGAAGGUCAGGAGAUGCCCCUGCUCCCACCUGGACGAGAUAAAGCUUCACCAUCCUCCACGGAGUUCAACCCUCUAAUUUACGGCAAUGAUGUUGAUUCUGUGGAUGUAGCCACCAGGGUGGCCAUGGUACGGUUCUUCAACUCCCCAAAUGUUCUUCAGGGGUUCCAGAUGCACACCCGCACCUUGCGCCUCUUCCCCCGGCCAGUGGUGGCAUUUCAGUGGUCAUCUUUUCUUGCAUCCCGUCCGCGACGCUCUAGCUUUGCGGAUAAACUCUCUCACACCCAGGCAGUGGAGUUCUAUGGGGAGUGGGCUCUCAAUCCCACCAACCUCGCCUUUCAGAGGAUACAUAACAAUGUGUUUGACCCCUCCUUAAUUGGAGACAAGCCCAAGUGGUAUGCUCACCAGUUACAGCCAGUGGUCUACCGAGUGUAUGAUGGAAGCUCCCAGCUGGUUGAAGCUAUGGCUGGUCCCUUGGAGGAUGAGGGCAACGAAUCUGACCCCACAGACAGUGGUAGUGACAGUGAGGCAUAUGAUGACUCCAGCUCAUCCUAUUCCUCACUUGGAGACCUUGUGAGUGAGAUGAUCCAAGGUGACAUCCAGGGAGACACGCCAAGCUUGGACCCUCCUACCCAUGCUGCACUGGGAGAUGCUAGUGAGGUUGAGUUUCAAGACUUCCAUGACUUCAGGGACGGUCAUAGCUCGGAGGGUCCCCCAAGUGGGGAGGGACCUGCCGAACCCUCUGAUGGACAACCCCUUCGCUCAAGCUCCAGCACAACCGCAAGCUCAAGUCCCAGCACAAUCAUCCAGGGUGUUAACAACGAGCAGGGGGAAGCACCUGAAAUUGAAGCAUCAGCAAGUGCUGCUUUACAGAACCCCGUCCCCGGAUUGGCCAGUCAGCCGUUCCUCAGGCCUGCAGCUGAUGCUGGCCUGGUGGACCCAGCCAACAAAAAGCAAGAGUAUGACAACCCAUACUUUGAGCCUCAGUAUGGCUUCCCCUCAGAGGAUGACCCUGAUGCAGAAGAGCAAGUGGAGUCAUACACCCCUCGAUUCAACCAGAACCUCAAUGGCAACAAGGCCCAGCGUCCUUUACGUCCCAGUAGCCUGAGGCUGCCAGGAGAGUCUGACGGGGAGGGAGACUCCCGCAACAGCUCGCCAAACUCCACCAUUUCCAACAGCAGCAAUGAUGGAUUUGGAGGACUCAUGUCCUUUGCCAGCAAUCUUUACAAGAACCAUGGCACCAGUUUCAGUCUGUCCAAUCUUGCCCUUCCCAACAAGGCAGCGAGGGAGAAAUCAACACCUUUCCCCAGCCUGAAAGGCGCACGUGCACCGCGAGCACUCGUGGACCAGAAGUCUUCAGUAAUCAAGCACAGUCCAACAGUGAAGAGAGAAUCUCCCUCUCCUCAGGGUCGAGUCAACAACACAAGUGAGAACCAGCAGUUCUUGAAGGAAGUGGUCCAGAGUGUUCUGGAUGGGCAGGGAGUCGGCUGGCUCAACAUGAAAAAAGUGCGGCGUCUGUUGGAGAACGAGCAGCUUCGUGUCUUUGUGCUGAGUAAGCUGAACAGAGCCAUCCAGUCGGAGGAAGAUGCCAGACAGGAGAUCAUACGUGAUGUGGAGGUGAACAGGAAGGUGUACAAAGGCAUGCUGGACAUCUUGAAGUGCACAGUUUCCAGUCUGGAGCACUCGUACACGAACGCAGGCCUCGGGGGAAUGGCCAGUGUCUUCAGCUUAUUGGAAAUAGCACGCACACAUUAUCAAACCAAAGACCCAGAAAAACGCAAGCGAAGCCCCACAGACAGUGCUGGCAGCCCAGGGAGUAAAGAGAGUCCUUCUGGUCGUAUGGAGACUGCCAGACCUCAGGCCCUUCUGAAUAUUCCCCACCUGCAGCUGCCGCACCACACAACGGGCAAAGGAGCCCGCCAUUUUGAUACCCGGAGUCUGAACGAGGAGAACUUUAUUGCCUCGAUUGAAUUGUGGAGCAAGCACCAGGAUAAGCAAAAAGCUAUGGAAAAACCACAGAGGUCUGAAGGAGCAAAGCAACAGCGCCCCCAAGUGACUGAUGCAGAGGAGAAGAAAUCCCAGAUCAGUGCUGAUAGUGGCCUCAGUGUCACAUCUGGAUCUCAGAAGAGCGACACAGAGUCUGUAACAAGCUCAGAGCCACCGAUCCUGACAAGAAGCACCAGCCAGGACUCAGAGGCCAGCACAGUGAUAAGCAAUAGCUCUGGAGAGACUCUCGGCGCUGACAGUGACCUGAGCAGCACAGCAGGAGACGGCCUCGGUGGGAGGACUGCUCCUCAUUUAACUCAGUCCAGAGGGACGCUGUCUGACAGUGAGAUUGAAACCAAUCCAGCCACCAGCUCAGUGUUUGGAAAGACCCACACUCUGAAACCAGGCGCAAAAGAUCAUGCACCUGCUAUGGCAAAGGGGCCUCCUGCGCAGCCGAUGGAGGACCUCAGUAUGAGGAUUUACCUCUGUGAAGGCCUGCUGGGCCGCGAUAAGAGCUCCGUUUGGGAUCAACUAGAGGAUGCUGCCAUGGAAACCUUUUCUCUAAGUAAGGAGCGCUCCACACUGUGGGACCAGCUACAGUUCUGGGAGGACGCCUUCUUAGAUGCUGUGAUGUUGGAGCGAGAGGGCAUGGGGAUGGACCAGGGGCCUCAGGAGAUGAUCGAAAGAUACCUGUCACUAGGAGAACAUGACCGAAAGCGUCUGGAGGAUGAUGAGGACAGACUUCUGGCCACACUGCUGCACAAUAUGAUUGCAUACAUGCUAAUGAUGAAAGUGAACAAAAAUGACAUCAGGAAGAAGGUGAGGCGUUUGAUGGGGAAGUCCCACAUUGGCCUCACAUACAGCCAAGAGAUCAAUGAGAUACUGGACAAACUGGCUCACAUGAAUGGCCGUGAGCUGUCCAUCAGACCGAGUGGAAGCCGUCACAUCAAGAAGCAAACAUUUGUCGUUCAUGCUGGCACUGAUACCACAGGAGACAUCUUUUUCAUGGAGGUUUGUGAUGACUGUAUAGUCCUGCGCAGCAACAUCGGCACAGUUUAUGAACGCUGGUGGUACGAGAAGCUCAUCAACAUGACUUACUGCCCCAAGACCAAGGUGCUGUGUCUCUGGAGACGCAACGGCCAAGAGACACAGCUCAACAAGUUCUAUACCAAAAAGUGUCGUGAACUCUACUACUGUGUUAAAGACAGUAUGGAAAGAGCUGCAGCAAGACAGCAAAGCAUUAAACCAGGGCCGGAGCUGGGCGGAGAGUUUCCCGUCCAGGACAUGAAAACCGGCGAAGGUGGACUGCUGCAGGUCACGCUGGAAGGAAUCAACCUCAAGUUCAUGCACAGCCAGGUUUUCAUAGAGCUGAGUCACAUUAAAAAGUGCAAUACAGUGAAGGGAGUCUUUGUCCUGGAGGAAUUUGUUCCUGAAACUAAAGAAGUGGUGAUCCACAAGUACAAGACCCCCAUGGCACAUCAGAUCUGUUAUUCGGUCCUCUGCCUUUUCUCCUACGUGGCGGCAGUGAAGGGGAAGGAGGCGGAAGGAAAACCCAAGAUUCUGUCGCCGAGACCCCUUCCUAGCUAGUCUACACUCCGUGCACCCCCCACCACCCCUCCCUAGUACUUGGUGUGCCUCUCUACUUGAAACUGCAUCUCAGCUCUAAAACCACAGACUUCUGACAAUCCCUAAACUUUACUCUAAGCACACAAUUCCUGCUCCCCCCUGUAUAUAUGAGCCUGAGACCCCGUUCAGAUCUUAUUGUGUUAGACGUGUUUGGUCUGUGAUGUCGUGUAAAUACUUCCAGCCCCUCAACACUGUCGUCCCGAUGAUCAUAACAACUAGCUAAAUGUUUGCCUGCUUCUUAACUUGGGAGAAGUAGACUCAAGCUCUUCUCCUCUGUGUGAAAGUCUUCUAUUGUUCCCGCUGCCAAGGCCCCACUGUUUUACCCACAGGAGAUGUGAGGGAUAGCCCCGAGGCACAGAGUGCAUGCAGGUCCCGUGCACAGCCUUGACAUUCACUACAGAGUAGCGUCCCCUCCCCUCUCGCGCCCGUCUCCGUACGACUAUGUGAGUUGUUCUGUGAUAUGUGGUUACUGUAAAGUUCCAGUCUGUCUGAAGUUUAAACUGGUGGAAAAAAAACAAAAAAAAAAAAACAAACAACCAAGAGACCCUCUUGUAGUGCAGGACGUCCCAUACUGAAAAUGCUACUGUAUACUGCACCAGAGCACCGCAUGUAAACGCUUCUUAAAGGUGUUUGAACCCUAAAAUAAUGUGAGUGUUCUCAGAUGUGUUCUCUUGCCCUAGCUCAGCCUGCAAGGCCGAAUUACUGUUCUAGUUCUACUGUAAAAUUUCUCGUCUGUGGUCUGCUGUUAUUAAUUGCAUGUUACUAUGAUGAAAAAUAAAUAUUAUAUAUAUUUCUAUAUAUAGUAUUUAUUUAAUAUAUACAUAUUGACUGUACAUUUCUCUGAAAAAGAAAAAAAUGUUACAAAUUGUUCAUUUGCUAGAUGUGCAAUACUUACGAAGUAGUUAGCCAUUGCCAGAGCCAGGUUUUCUUGAGUUCACUGGCUUUCACAGGGUGAAGAAUGUAAGAACGAACUUUUUUUUACAAGUACAUAUUGAUUGAUGUGAAUAUGAUGAUUCCAUGUGACAUGACUGUUUAAAGUUUGUCUUUUCAAGGUAAAUCAACUCCAGAUCAGGGAUGGGGAAAAAAAAAAAAAAAAAACUCCCAGCUGCGGUGGGUGCAAAGUUUGGAGCAUUUUGCGCUCAGGCCACACCCCCAGUCAGUGAUGUCACGGCAGGUGUUUCUGAACAACAGCAGGUGGUGGAGAUGCUGUACAGUGAGUAAGAGUACAGUGCCCUUUCCAUUUUAAUUCAGCCACUACAAGCCAUGUGUCAUGCAUCUGAACUGUUUCUGAUGCUGUUCACGCACUUCUUUUUUUUUUCCUGUGAAAACCAAACUCACAGGGCUCAAACCAGUGUCACAUCACAGUGUGCGAUGUGUAACUGCAGGAGGUGCUGUCACAUUUUCUACAAGAGGUUGUUGUUAUUUAUGUUAUUCAGUCUUUAGCAGGUCAUUUUAUGUUGAACAGUGACUUGGUGUCAGCUGUACAUUUGUUGACCUGUAAAUCAGGUCAACAAAUGUCCCGGUUCAUGGACUUUUGCCGCAUUUAUGUAAUAUUGUUUAUCCCAUAAUUAGAAGCAGCUGAGUCAGAGAUAUUGUCCACAGCUAUGGUGAUCGAAAAGAACGACAAGUGUCAACAAACCUGUGGUAAAAUGGCUCCACACCCUCCACUGGUGGCAGUUAAAAUCAAUACUAACAAAGUCAAUUCACUGAGUUCAAAAGUAGCUAAAAACUGAAUCCGGUAAUGCUUGUUAACAAAAACCACUUGGACUUUCUCUUAAUCAUUUUAGACUGAAUAACAAGACCACUUAUACAAAGUGUGACAGAGGUGUGAAUGGUUUGAGAUGCCCAUUGUAGUUUCACAGAGUCAAAGCUGACUUGUUCAAAUUGGUUUUGUCCAACCUGCAAUUCAAAAACUCAGUCUACCAGCAUAGGAAAAAAACAGAAUAUGCUCACAUUUUAGAAACAUUUUGUGCAUUUUUCCUAUAAAAAGUAGUUCAAUGAUUAACACCUUAUUCUGUGACCAAGCAGCCAAGGAGAAACACCUGCUUUUACAUCACUGAUUAGGAUUUUAAAGAAAUCUCUUAACUCACCGCAGCUGUUUUCCAUCCUGUGAUUGAUGUUGAUUUACGGUUCAGACGUGUUGAAGCCUACAGCUGUGGUCAUCUGCUCCUCGAGGAGAACACAGAGUCUUAAUGUUGUUUCUGUUCCGUGAUAGUACAGAACUGUAGAAUCUGCUCCCAUCGCUGGCCCCAUUAACUUUCACGGCAAGAGUGUGUGUGUGUGUGUGCAGCGUGCGUUCAUGUGGUGAAGUUUCUCCAGAGCAGCAAUAUAUCGGUACAGCGAUAUCACUGGAAGAUGUUUUAUUUUGAUUCUGACAUGCUCGAAUUUUUUAGUAACUUAACUGCGCAAAGGAAAAUAAUCAGUAGGCUGUUGAGAAGAUGCUUUUCCAUUCAUGGAUAACACAGAACUCCAUCUGAAGCAUCUCCAAAAUCAGUUUGGGAAGUGGGACACAGCUCUUUCUGCUUCAGUUAUAAAAACUUUUUUUUUUCUUAAACUGGAUUAUUACAACUCAUCUCUUGUCAUUGUUCUAGCCAGCUGCUGUAACAAGAAGGUAAUAAAAAAAAAAGAAAUGAGAUGCCAGGUGUAAGUAUUCCAGUCUUUGAAAAAGUAUUUAUAGAAUAUGUACAGCUUUGGCAA
This is a messenger RNA of Toxotes jaculatrix (banded archerfish), 8346 nucleotides long. It is a transcript of the gene madd, whose product is annotated as MAP-kinase activating death domain. Gene Ontology annotation, molecular function: guanyl-nucleotide exchange factor activity. The transcript is spliced from 36 exons. NCBI's taxonomy places the organism in Eukaryota, Metazoa, Chordata, Actinopteri, Toxotidae. Gene Ontology annotation, biological process: regulation of apoptotic process; regulation of Rab protein signal transduction. The record is from RefSeq and is a predicted model, not a curated record. Gene Ontology annotation, cellular component: cytosol. Bases 595 to 5610 code for a protein of 1671 amino acids.